UUGCAAGAAAACGUAGAUCGAAUGGCAGAAGACAUCUAUACGAACGAUGGAACGGUUGACAUCAACAACGAACGUGCUAUCAAGAAGAAAACUGGAAACUGGAAAGCUUGCCCAUUCAUUCUUGGCAAUGAAUGUUGUGAGAGGUUGGCAUACUAUGGAAUGAGUACCAAUUUAGUGAACUAUCUCCAAGAUCGUCUUAACCAAGGAACCGUACGUGCAUCUACCACUGUUACGAAUUGGCAAGGAACGUGCUACGUCACACCGUUGCUAGGGGCUUUCUUAGCCGAUGCAUACUUGGGACGAUACUGGACGAUUGCUGGUUUCUCCAUCAUCUACUUCUUUGGAAUGACACUCUUAACACUAUCAGCUUCCGUGAAGGGACUAAAGCCGACCUGCGACCCCGGUGGUUGCCACCCAACAUCGACUCAAACUGCAUUCACCUUUGUAGCUCUCUACUUGAUUGCCUUAGGAACUGGUGGCAUCAAACCAUGUGUUUCAUCUUUCGGGGCUGAUCAAUUCGAUGAAACCGAUAAAUCCGAGAGAAAAAGGAAGAGUUCGUUCUUCAAUUGGUUCUAUCUUUCCAUCAACGUAGGUGCGCUUUUUGCAUCAUCGAUAUUGGUUUGGAUUCAAAUGAAUGUAGGCUGGGGAUGGGGGUUUGGUGUCCCAGCCGUGGCCAUGGCUCUAGCCGUUGCCUUUUUCUUCUCCGGGAGUCGUUUGUAUCGGCUUCAAAAACCUUCGGGAAGUCCUAUAGUUAGGCUUUGUCAAGUAAUAGUUGCAUCACUGCGAAAGUUUAAUGUCAAAGUCCCCAAUGAUAAGUCCCUUCUUUACGAGACUUCUGAUGCAGAAAGCCAGAUCGUUGGAAGCCGCAAGCUUGAGCACACCGAUAAAUUCAGGUUUUUUGACAAGGCUGCAGUGGAGACAGGUUUGGAGGAUACCAAGAACUUCAGCAAUCACUGGAGACUAUGCACAGUGACACAAGUCGAAGAGCUGAAAUCGAUCAUCAGAAUCCUCCCCAUUUGGGCAUCUGGGAUCGUAUUUGCUGCAGUUUACAGCCAAAUGAGCACCAUGUUCGUCCUCCAAGGAAACACCAUGGACCAACACAUUGGACCCAACUUCAAGAUUCCAUCUGCUUCUCUUUCGCUUUUCGACACCCUUAGUGUCAUCUUCUGGGCUCCAGUCUACGAACGUGUCAUCAUCCCUACCGCCAGAAAGUACACCCGCCAUGAACGAGGCUUCACACAGCUCCAACGAAUGGGCAUCGGCCUCGGGAUCUCCCUAUUUGCCAUGAUCGCCGCCGGAACUUUGGAGGUGAUUCGACUAAACUACGUCCGGCAGCACAACCUGUAUGAAGUUGAAACAAUCCCGAUGACUAUCUUCUGGCAAGUUCCUCAGUAUUUCUUGAUUGGGUGUGCUGAGGUGUUUACGUUCAUUGGGCAACUGGAGUUUUUUUACGAUCAGGCGCCAGACGCAAUGAGGAGCUUGUGUGCGGCGCUGUCGCUGACGACGGUGGCUCUGGGGAACUACUUGAGCACGGUGCUGGUGACAGUGGUGGCGAAGGUGACGACGAAGAACGGAAAGAUGGGGUGGAUACCGGAUAAUUUGAACAAAGGGCAUCUGGAUUAUUUCUACUGGCUUUUAGCAGUUCUGAGCUUGUUGAAUAUGAUGGUUUAUGUGGCGAUUGCAAAGUGGUACACUUACAAGAAGGUUAGUGGGUUCCCAAAUCGAGGGUGA
Molecule: messenger RNA, 1731 nt
Organism: Cynara cardunculus var. scolymus (artichoke)
Lineage: Eukaryota; Viridiplantae; Streptophyta; Magnoliopsida; Asterales; Asteraceae
Product: protein NRT1/ PTR FAMILY 8.2-like
Exons: 4
Coding region: 22-1731 (569 amino acids)
Biological process (GO): oligopeptide transport; transmembrane transport
Cellular component (GO): membrane
Molecular function (GO): tripeptide transmembrane transporter activity
Source: RefSeq, a predicted model, not a curated record